AUGGGCGGCAAGGACCUGACGGAGGACCAGAUCGCCUCGAUGCGGGAGGCCUUCUCGCUGUUCGACACGGACGGGGACGGCAAAAUCGCGCCGUCGGAGCUGGGCGUCCUCAUGCGCUCCCUCGGCGGGAACCCCACGCAGGCGCAGCUCCGGGACAUCGCCGCGCAGGAGAAGCUCACGGCGCCCUUCGACCUCCCGCGCUUCCUCGAGCUCAUGCGCGCCCACCUCAAGCCCGAGCCCUUCGACCGCCCGCUCCGCGACGCCUUCCGCGUCCUCGACAAGGACGGCUCCGGCACCGUCUCCGUCGCCGACCUCCGCCACGUCCUCACCUCCAUCGGCGAGAAGCUCGAGGCGCACGAGUUCGACGAGUGGAUCCGCGAGGUCGACGUCGCGCCCGACGGCACCAUCCGCUACGACGACUUCAUCCGCCGCAUCGUCGCCAAAUGA
This is a messenger RNA of Miscanthus lutarioriparius, 447 nucleotides long. The record is from the annotation of a GenBank genome assembly. Lineage: Eukaryota; Viridiplantae; Streptophyta; Magnoliopsida; Poales; Poaceae.